UCUUCUUUCAUUUGUCACUCGUUUGUGUAUUUAUAAAAUGAAAUCAUAUCCUUAGGUUGCUAAACAGGUUUUACGCACUUAAAGCGCUAUGUGCUCGUUUCUCUCACGUUGCCUUCUCUUCUUCACCUUUAAUUGUAGGCCUACUACAGCAGGACUCGGGAGUGGCUUUUAGCGACCUCAGGGUGCGCCCUGAGUACAGCUGCGCAAUGAUCGCGGGUGAGCGCAUAGGUGGGAUCUGGGACAAUGAGAUCGUAACGCCGGAAGAGCCUAAACAAGUUUAAAAAGGGGCUUGUGCUGUACUGCCUAUCGAGUUUAUAAUAGAUAAGAUGAAUACGCGAAUCAGACCGGGCUACCACCGCCUGGAAAUUAACAAAACAUCAUGGGAAGUACCGGAGCGGUACCGGGAUCUGAAGCAGGUGGGGACCGGAGCGUACGGGACGGUAUGCUCUGCAGUAGACUCAAGAACAGGAGCAAAGGUGGCGAUCAAGAAGCUCUACAGACCGUUCCAGUCUGACAUCUUUGCAAAACGGGCCUACAGGGAGCUGAGGCUCCUCAAACACAUGAAACAUGAAAAUGUGAUUGGCCUGUUAGAUGUGUUUACAGCUGACCUCUCUCUGGACAGAUUUCGUGAUUUUUAUCUGGUGAUGCCCUUCAUGGGGACAGAUCUGGGGAAGCUGAUGAAGAUGCAGAAGCUCUCAGAAGAAAAAAUUCAAUAUUUGGUUUACCAGAUGCUUAAAGGGCUCAAGGUAAGGAGCUCUGCUUUGAUCAGCUGCCAAUCCAUUAUUACUAUGUUAAAAUAUUCAGCUCGCUGCAUUCCUUUAUUACAGUAUAUCCAUUCUGCUGGUAUCAUUCACAGGGACCUCAAACCAGGAAAUCUCGCUAUCAACCAAGACUGCGAGCUCAAGAUCUUGGACUUUGGCUUAGCCAGGCAGGCAGACAGUGAGAUGACGGGGUACGUAGUAACUCGCUGGUACAGAGCCCCAGAGGUGAUCCUGAACUGGAUGCACUACACUCAGACGGUGGACAUUUGGUCAGUGGGCUGCAUCAUGGCAGAGAUGCUGCAAGGAAAACCUCUUUUUAAGGGCAGUGACCACCUAGAUCAGCUGAUUGAGAUCAUGAAGCUCAUAGGAACACCAUCACAGGAAUUUAUAUCAAAACUAGACUCUGAGGAUGCAAAAUCCUACCUCAAAAGCCUUGGAAAAGUGGAAAAGAAAGACUUUCAGAAGGUGUUUUCCACAAGUAAUCCACAAGCCGUGUCAGUGCUGGAGCGAAUGUUAUUGCUAGAUCCAGAAAAACGGGUAACUGCUGCAGAAGCUCUCACGCUGCCUUACUUCACUGAGUUUAGAGACCCAGACGAGGAGACGGAAGCACAGCCAUAUGAUCACUCACUAGACAAUGCAGAGCUGACUUUGGACCAGUGGAAACGUCACACCUUCACAGAGAUCUUGUCUUUCAAGCCUGUUGUGCUGGAAGCCAAGGACCCCUCCAAGGAAACCUCACUGUAACAUGCACAGAGCUGACACUGCAACCUGGAACCAGAACAAACAAACACGUUUUUUUUAAUGACAAUCUCAACUAUGAAAACGCAACUUAAUGAAUGUAAACUGGCCCUGUUCUCAUAAGUGCAAGCUGCUGUGGGAUUUUUCACGACAGUUAGGUAGACACUUUAUUUGUUCUAAAAUAAUAAGUGUUUCAUUAAAAUACAAAGUCUCAGCUGCAAAUCAAGUGGCUUUAUAGUAACACGUUAAAGGACUGUGUGAGUACAUAUUACCCAAAGUUUAUAGGUUCAGAAUUCUUUGGACAGAUCUGCAUGAAUAUUAAACAUCUGUGGAGAAGUUAAUGAAGCCAUUAACCUAUAAACAUCAGUCGACACUUGUGUCAUCCCCGGUGGUGCUCUCCUCGGCUACAGCCCUGCCCUAUAAGCUGUUAAUUGUCAUGGGUCCUCCUGCCUUUAGUCUAAUAUUCAGUAAGAGGAAUAGAGCUCAGCUGGAUUAUCAAAUCAAGGACAGCUUAGAGAAAAACUUUGAACACUGACAAGGAAACAUGUCCACAUGCUUCCUUGAGAGUAUUGCCAUGAAGUGGAGCUUUGAAGUGCAAAUGAUUUUCCUGUCAUCUCAAAGAUUUAUUCACCUGUGAUUCACCUUUGACUUUGGCAAAUCAACCACCUUUAGUAUCUCUUUUGUCAUUUUAUUCCUUGUACUGACAGAAAACUUUACCUUAAUCUAAAAGGUCACAUGUGACCAUUUGCUUGUCCAUCUAUUUUGUGUGUCUCUCCAACCAGAGCUUUGGCUGUGGAAGGAUUCACGUCUAUCUCCCAAAAAUCACGUUCACUACUGAUGCAAAGCCAUUCACAAACUCAUCGUGGCUUAAAGCAGAUACUUGGCAUUUUAAUGUUGCAUUUGUUCAUUUAUUUUUGAUUUGUGCUUGAAUCACAGAACCUGAAGGAAAACAGUAAAAACAACACACAACUGUUCCAGUUUCAGUUUCAGGGGUACAGAUAUUUUUUUCUAAUAGUUCUACUGAGUCCAUGACUAUCUAUCACCUGGUACAAUUUAAGUAUUCCCACCUUUAAUGAAGAAGUUUAGUAUUUUAGAAAUAGAAAUACUGAAAUUCAAUAAGAAGCUUUGAAAAAAAACCCCAUUGUUAAUAGGAUGCUGUUGAGUUAAUUGUAUUGUAUUUAAAAGUACGAUUAUUAACAAACACUUGUAAUUUAUGUUAAUAUGCUAUUUUGCAACUUUCGCAUUAUAUGCAACUUGUCUUGAAGUGUGUGCGUGUGGGUGUGUAUGUGCACUGUGGUUCAUGUGAAAUCUCUCAGCAGGGUAUGCACAAACAUUCACGUUUUAAUUUCAAAACCAAAGGUUUCUGAUUGUUUAGACUUUGUAAAGGUUGCAAAACACACCUUUAUGUUUCCAGCGACACUUGUGCAGUUUUUAUAUUAAAGGUUCUCUUUGAAAAUGUC
This is a messenger RNA of Haplochromis burtoni (Burton's mouthbrooder), 2959 nucleotides long. RefSeq names its product mitogen-activated protein kinase 12a (gene mapk12a). Lineage: Eukaryota; Metazoa; Chordata; Actinopteri; Cichliformes; Cichlidae. Bases 327 to 1505 code for a protein of 392 amino acids. The record is from RefSeq and is a predicted model, not a curated record. Gene Ontology annotation, biological process: intracellular signal transduction; protein phosphorylation. Gene Ontology annotation, molecular function: MAP kinase activity; ATP binding. The transcript has 11 exons. Gene Ontology annotation, cellular component: nucleus; cytoplasm.